UGCAUAUAUAUCAAUUAUUACUGCUAAGUGUGGGGAGGGGGGAAUACGUCAACCGGAAGUGAAACACUUGCUGGUUCUCGAUUUGUUUACGUUUUCAGUGGAAAAAAUAAGUCGCUGUCGACAUGAAUCCAUUAACGAAUGUGAAGAACAUCCAGAAACUGAAUGAAACCGAGCUGAAGUUGGGGACGGUUGGUAAAAAAUCCUGGCAUGACCAGUAUAAAGACAGUGCCUGGAUCUUCAUAGGGGGACUGCCUUACGAUCUCACAGAGGGGGACAUCCUGGCAGUGUUCUCACAGUACGGUGAAAUUGUGAAUAUUAACUUGAUUCGAGACAAACAGUCGGGCAAGUCGAAGGGCUACGGUUUUCUGUGUUUUGAAGAUCAACGUAGCACUGUCCUGUCGGUGGACAACCUCAACAGCAUUAAGAUUCUUGGCCGAACGAUUCGGGUGGAUCACGUGGAAGCCUACAAGAAACCGAAAGAGCAUGAAAAUGAUGAUGAUGUAACGAAGCUCAUUCGCAAGGAAGGAUGCGCACCAACAGUUCAGAACCAAUCAGUCCAGGAGACGGAACCUGAACCAGCUAAAGUGAAAAAAGAUAAACACAAAAGCAAGAAGAAGAAAAAAGAGAAGAAGAAGAAAAUAAAAUCUGAAGACUCUUCGAGCAGUGCAAAUGAAUCAGAAUCACCAGUGAAACGUAACCACGGCAACACAUCUCAUAUUAAAAUAAAAAAUGAGAAAUAUGAUUCUGGUUACGAGAAAGCCCUGAACCGAGAUGACAGAUCAAAGAGAGAAACUUCGAAAACUGAUCCCGGAUCACACGGCGACACAAACCAUCCUGGACAUGACAGACACACAGAGAGUAGGAGAGACGGGGAUCGAGAGAGGAAAAGAGAAACAAACAUUGCCUACGAGUUUGAAAAUAAAAGACAGAAGAUGGACAAACAUUUAAAACAUGGUGAAGAUCGGCAUAGAGACUGUUCGGGGAUGUAUGACAGGGAUUCUGAUAGACACAGGGAUUCUGAGAAACGUAGAGAUUCCGAUAAACACAGAUACGAAAAGUGGGGAGGGCAUGACAAUGAUGAGAGAAGUGACCGAAGACGAGAGAGUCACCAUGACGGUAGAAGAUAGAUUCACCAGUGUUGUUUAUUAUGGUUGUCUAUCAUUCAUUAAAAUUCAUUUUAAAACAUA
Gigantopelta aegis is the source of this 1187-nucleotide messenger RNA. Its product is annotated as RNA-binding motif protein, X-linked 2-like. Gene Ontology annotation, cellular component: precatalytic spliceosome; catalytic step 2 spliceosome; U2 snRNP. The record is from RefSeq and is a predicted model, not a curated record. The coding region runs from base 123 to 1127 and encodes 334 amino acids. Gene Ontology annotation, molecular function: RNA binding. Lineage: Eukaryota; Metazoa; Mollusca; Gastropoda; Neomphalida; Peltospiridae. Gene Ontology annotation, biological process: mRNA splicing, via spliceosome. The transcript is spliced from 5 exons.